AGCAAACUUGAUUUGCUCAUCAUUUUCAAAUAAAUAAGACUGCAUAUAAUUACACUACAAAGCAUCACCUCAUCAACAUUCAUCAUCUUUAACAAAGUUCAGCUUUUCAUCUAUGGAAAAUGGAGGGAGAACAAGCUCGCAAAACCCAGUAGUUGAAGAAUUUGUACCUUCUUCGAGUUGGAUGGAGAACCCAAGAACCCAUUCUCUAGUUGUUGAUCUGCCUGGUUUCAAGAAGGAUGAGAUUAAGCUUCAGGUUACUUGCUCUGGCGACUUGAUGAUCAGUGGAGAAAGGAAAGCACAUGAAGAAAAAAUUAUUUCUUUUGAAAAAACCUUUAAAGUGCCAAAAAAUACGGACAUGGAUAAGACCACUGGAAAAUUCAUUGGUGAUCAGGUUCUCUUUGUCACUGUUCCAAAGCAAGUGGUAGAAGAAAAGAGAAAUGUAGGGUUCUCUGAAGAGAUCUGCACAAAGGAUUUGAAGGAUACAAAUUCGGAAAAUGUUGUGGAGAUGCUUAAAAGAAAUAAGGGAAUUCUUAUGACAGCCAUUGAAAAAGGUUUCAAGAAGGAUGAGCUUAAGCUUCAGGUAACUGGCUCUGGCGACUUGAUAAUCAGUGGAGAAAGGAAAGUACAUGAAGAAAAAAUUGUUUAUUUUGAGCAAACCUUUAAAGUGCCAAAAAAUACAGAAAUGGAUAAGACCACUGGAAAAUUCAGUGGUGAGAUUCUAUAUGUCACUGUCCCAAAGCAAGUGGUAGAAGAAAAGAGAACAUAUGAGAAUGUAGAAGGAAAUGCCAAUGGUUCCCAAAGAGAAGACGAGAAGAAGAGCAAGGGAAAUGCCAACCAUCUUCCUCAAGGAAAAACUGGUUUCAAGAAUGAUGAGAUUCAUUUUCAAAUUACUGGCUCUGGCAACUUGAUGAUCAAUGGAGAAAGGAAAGUACAUGAUGACAAAAUUGUUUAUUUUGAGCAAACCUUUACAGUGCCAACAAAUAUGGACAUGGAUACGACCACUGGAAAAUUCAGUGGUGAGAUUCUCUUUGUCACUGUCCCGAAGCAAGUGGUAGACGAAAAGAGAAAUGUUGGGUUCUCUGAAGAGAUCACAGAGUAUUUGAAGAAUACAAAUUCGGAAAAUGUUGUGGAGAUGCUUAAAAGAAAUAAGGGAAUUUUUAUGACAGCCAUUGAAAAGGGUUUCAAGAAGGAUGAGCUUAAGCUUCAGGUUACUGGCUCUGGCGACUUGAUGAUCAGUGGAGAAAGGAAAGUACAUGAAGAAAAAAUUGUUUAUUUUGAGCAAACCUUUGAAGUGCCAAAAAAUACGGACAUGGAUAAGAUCACUGGAAAAUUCAGUGCUGAGAUUCUGUAUGUCACUGUCCCAAAGCAAGGGGUAGAAGAAAAGAGAACAUAUGAGAAUGUAGAAGGAAAUGCCAGUGGCUCCCAAAGAGAAGACGAGAAGAAGAGCAAGGGAAAAGUUUACCAUCUUCCUCAAGGAAAAAUUGGUUUCAAGAAUGAUGAGGUUCAACUUCAAAUUACUGGAUCUGGCAACUUGAUGAUAAGUGGAGAAAGGAAAGUACAUGAAGACAAAAUUGAUUAUAUUGAGCAAACCUUUAAAGUGCGAAAAAAUACAGACAUGGAAAAGAACAUUGGAAAAUUCAGUGGUGAUAUCCUCUUUGUCACUGUCCCAAAGCAAGUGGUAGACGAAAAGAGAAAUGUAGGGUUCUAUGAAGAGAUCAUAAAGGACUUGAAGAAUACAAAUUCAGAAAAUGUUGUGGAGAUGCUUAUAAGAAAUAAGGGAAUUCUUAUGACAGCCAUCUUGGCAUUUUCACUAGGGGUAUUGGCAACGCGUAAGUUGUAAUCACUGGAAACUGAGUAGGCUCUCAACUGUAUUGCUUACAUAUACUAUCUGCCUUCAUCUCAUAUUAUACCUGAAAGCAGCUACAUUUCGUUCUAUGUACAAAAUAAAAAUGCUAUGUAAAAAUCCAAAUAAAUGAUAUCUAAUGCCCCGUACCUGGAGGGUUAGGGAGUUCGUUCCUA
This is a messenger RNA of Juglans microcarpa x Juglans regia, 2019 nucleotides long. Its product is annotated as inactive protein RESTRICTED TEV MOVEMENT 2-like. Bases 113 to 1840 code for a protein of 575 amino acids. Gene Ontology annotation, biological process: response to hydrogen peroxide; protein folding; protein complex oligomerization. The transcript is spliced from 8 exons. The record is from RefSeq and is a predicted model, not a curated record. NCBI's taxonomy places the organism in Eukaryota, Viridiplantae, Streptophyta, Magnoliopsida, Fagales, Juglandaceae.